CAGAAAAGAAGACUAAACACAGACAAAUGACUUCGGGAGUAGCUACAGCGAGAAUUUCCUCCAAAAAACAAACUUUAGAGGAUGCUUAUUCGCCGCCGGCCAAUUUCCUUGAGAUAGAUGUUGGUGAUCCACAGACUCAUGGCGUGGGGAAGAAAAGAUACACCGAUUAUGAAGUCCGAAUGAGGACAAAUCUACCAGUAUUUAAACUAAAGGAAUCUAUAACUAGGAGAAGAUAUAGUGAUUUUGAAUGGUUACGGAAUGAAUUAGAAAGAGAUAGCAAGAUUGUAGUACCUCCUCUACCUGGUAAAGCUCUGAAAAGACAACUUCCAUUCCGAGGUGAUGAUGGUAUUUUUGAAAAGGAGUUUAUUGAUGAAAGACAAAAAGGAUUAGAACAAUUUGUGAACAAGGUUGCUGGACAUCCAUUGGCCCAGAAUGAAAAGUGUCUACAUAUGUUUUUACAAGAACCUGUGAUUGAUAAGAACUAUGUUCCUGGCAAAAUCAGAACAACAUAAAAAAAAUCAACAUUUUAUUUAAUUUGGUUAACCUUCAGACUUUCAAUACCAUGGGAAAUGUGACAAAACAACUUACAAAUUUUAGAACCAUUCACUUUUAUGACCUCUCCUAUUUAAAUUGAAGAUUUGCAGUUUCCACCUGUGUAUUUCUGCAAGAAGUUUCUGGCAUAUAUCUUUAGCAAAUUUAUAAAGGUGUCCAAUAAUAAGCCAACAGUUGUCAUUCUCAAAAUAAUCAUGUAUAUAAGUGUAAAAAAUAGAUACUAAAUACUAAAACCAAUUUUAAUUUCUAUGUCAAUAAAUCAUGAAUUGUGUACCUUAUGAUCAUUUGCUUUGACAGAUUGAGUAUUCUGACAAUAACUAGCAGGAUAGCUGUGUUGUGAACAACAUUGUAUACAAUAUGAACCUAAUAUUAACGUGGUUUCUAUAGAAAUAUGUGAUUUAUAUUCAGCCAAUACUCAAUUUUCUUAUAAUGGCUUGUAUGUUAUAUUGACUUGCAGCUAUCAAAACACAUUUGAAUUGCAUUCAAUUAAUAUUGAACAAAAAUGAAGUAUAUUGUUUUGAUUUAGCAGAAUUGUUGAUAAAUGGUAGCUUUACUGUUGUAAUAUUUAUCAAGAAUGACAUCUGUGAAUAAUGAUGAUUUAUCUAAUGAUUGGAUUUAAGAUGAAUGAAUAAAGAUAUUUUUACACUAAUAAGGUAUAUUUUGUAUGUAUUUGUAGUUUAUAAUGUUAUCCUAGAUUAUUAAUAUUAUUUUGUAUGGUUAUCAUAUUUUAAUCAUUUUUGUUUUGUUUUUUUUACCUUCACGAUUAACUUGUGUCAGUUAUUUUCAAAAUGUCAUAAAUAAUGUUUCUAUGAAAUUAAAAUUUUUGUCACGCUCAAAUUAUAUGUAAGUGUUAUUAUAUUGACUAGAAAAAGUAAGAUUUAAUACAAAGUAGACAAAUCGAGUGCUUAACAUAUGUACAGUUUCAGAGAUUGGUCCAAUCUUUAUCUUUUACUUCUGUUUGAAAACUAAUGCAAGAUUUAAUCAUUUAAGAUCAUUUCAGUUGUAUGUUAGCAAACUUAUCUUAAUAAAUGUAUUCUGUAAUAAGUG
Messenger RNA from Lottia gigantea (owl limpet), 1599 nucleotides. RefSeq lists its product as hypothetical. Lineage: Eukaryota; Metazoa; Mollusca; Gastropoda; Lottiidae. Gene Ontology annotation, cellular component: early endosome membrane; retromer complex. The coding region runs from base 27 to 512 and encodes 161 amino acids. The record is from RefSeq and is a predicted model, not a curated record. The transcript is spliced from 4 exons. Gene Ontology annotation, biological process: endocytic recycling; late endosome to Golgi transport. Gene Ontology annotation, molecular function: phosphatidylinositol-3-phosphate binding.